Mugil cephalus (flathead mullet) is the source of this 6445-nucleotide messenger RNA. RefSeq names its product nucleoporin 98 and 96 precursor (gene nup98). Gene Ontology annotation, cellular component: nuclear pore cytoplasmic filaments; nuclear pore. Lineage: Eukaryota; Metazoa; Chordata; Actinopteri; Mugiliformes; Mugilidae. Gene Ontology annotation, biological process: RNA export from nucleus; protein import into nucleus; post-transcriptional tethering of RNA polymerase II gene DNA at nuclear periphery. The transcript has 35 exons. The record is from RefSeq and is a predicted model, not a curated record. The coding region runs from base 205 to 5715 and encodes 1836 amino acids. Gene Ontology annotation, molecular function: structural constituent of nuclear pore.
UGAUGACGUAGCCGGCGGACCGUUUUUCCCUCCUCGUUGUCGAAGCUGUCGUUGAUAAGCGAAGCACUUUUAAACACUUCUAAACAUUUAUCACGACUAAGUAGCUUCAGCUGGCUGUAGGAGGGAGGACGACGAGGACACAGAGCGUCUAUAAGACGGUGGACAAGCACUCAAAGACUUAUGCCGUCCUGCUAACGGAGCAAGAUGUUCAACAAGUCUUUCGGUACUUCCUUCGGUGGAGGGACGGGGGGGUUUGGAACCUCUUCCACCUUCGGUCAGCAAAAUGCUGGUUUCGGGGCGACGGGCGGUUUUGGGACGUCAGCAUUCGGAGCGACCAACAACACAGGAGGAUUGUUUGGAACCACCCCCAAUAAACCAGGAGGCCUGUUUGGGUCCAGUACCUUCAACCAGCCGGCGACGUCCUCCACCAGCACCGGCUUCGGCUUCGGAGCCGCCAGUGGUACGACCACCGGCCUGUUCGGAAACACGGGGACCGGCACCAGCGGAGGACUCUUCAACCAACAGAACAACGCAUUCGGCGCCAACAAACCGUCGUCCUUUGGAAGCUUUGGGACGAGCACCAGCAGCGGUGGACUCUUUGGAGCCACCAACACCACCGCCAACCCCUUCGGUGGAACCAACUCCCUGUUUGGAGGCUCCGGGUUCUCGGCCGCUCAGCAGCCGGGAACCACCGUGAAGUUCAACCCUCCGACGGGAAGUGACACCAUGGUGAAGGCCGGCGUGACCUCCAGCAUCAACACCAAGCACCAGUGCAUCACGGCCAUGAAGGAGUACGAGAACAAGUCCCUGGAGGAGUUGAGGCUGGAGGACUACCAGGCGGGCAGGAAGGGCCCCGCCAACCCGAUGGCGGCUCCAGGGGCCGGGGGUCUUUUUGGUGGAGCCACGGCCACGUCCAGCGCCGCCACCGGCCUCUUCGGCUCCGCCGCCCCCAACACCAGUUUCUCCUUUGGGCCGAAUAAGAGCACGUUCGGAGCAGCUCCAGCCGCCGGCUUCGGUACGACCACGGGCGGCCUGUUCAGCCAGCCCACCCAGCAGGCGGCCGGGAGCCUCUUCAAGCCCUUCGGCGCCACCACCACCGCCCCCAGCACCAGCUUCUCCUUCGGCAACACCAACACGAUGGGGCAGCCCAACACCAGCGGCAUGGGUUUGUUCGGGAACACGACGCCGGCUCAGUCCGGCGGUUUGUUUGGAGCCACUCAGACCAGCACGGCCACCGGCUUUGGAAACACUGGCUUGUUCGGGCAGCCCAACGCUGGGUUUGGGAACGUCGGCACGCAGCCAAGUUUAUUCGGUAACAAGACGGCCGGGUUCGGAACCACCACCACCAGCGCCCCGUCCUUUGGGACCGGCACCGGGCUCUUUGGGAACAAGCCGACCCUCACACUGGGAACCGGGACCAACACGUCCACCUUCGGUUUUGGUGGGAACCCGGCUGGAGGGAGUCUGUUUGGAAACAAGUCGACCACCGGAGGACUCGGCACCGGACUGGGAACCAGCUUUGGGACAGCAGUGGGAGCGGGACCGACCCUGUUCGGGAACAACCAGAACAAACUGGGCUCCGCUCUGGGAACGAUGGGAACGUUUGGAGCGACCGGAUUCAACAGCGGCGCGAGUACCCUGGGCUUUGGAGCUCCACAGCAACCCGUCGCGCUGACGGAUCCGAACGCCGCCGCCUCCCAGCAGGCGAUGCUCCAGCAGCAGCUCAGCGUCCUGGCGUAUUCCCCCUACGGAGACUCGCCGCUGUUCAGGAACCCGCUGUCAGACCCCAAGAAGAAGGAGGAGCGUCUGAAACCGACCAAUCCGACGGCCCAGAAGGCUCUGACCACGCCCACCCACUACAAGCUGACCCCGCGCCCGGCGACCCGAGUCCGGCCCAAAGCGCUGACGUCGUCCGGGGCCUCGAAGUCGCAGCUCUUCGACGGGCUGGACGACGACGAGCCCUCGCUCACCAACGGAGCCUUCAUCCCGAGGAAGAGCAUCAAGAAGCUCGUUCUGAAGAACCUGAACAGCAGCCAGUACAGCAGCCCAGUCAGCAAGGAGGCCGACGACCUGGCGUCACCACCGGAGUAUCCACAGAACGGAAACAGCCCGGUGGAGGAGGACGAGGAGCUGAGGGAGGUGCCGGGUCCCAGCGGCCGAGCGGACGACGACCCCGAGGUGACCCAGUUCUACGUGAACCCCAUCGCUAAGCCGAUCCCACAGGGCCGAGUCCAGACCAGCCUGCAGGACACCAUCAGCGACCUCAACAUGCACAAAGUGUCCAGGAACGGCCUGGAGCUGAGCAGCGACGACGUCUCGGCUUCUCUGGGGGAGGAGUCACUGCAGGAGGACAGGGAGGAGGAGCAGGAGGUGCAGCAGUCUCCUCAUCCUGCAGGCAUCGUCCUGAACCGUGUGGGUUAUUACACCAUCCCGUCCAUGGACGACCUGGCUGAGAUGGUGGACGAAAACGGAGACUGUGUCGUGGAGAAUUUCACCGUCGGACGCAAAGGUUACGGCUCCGUCUUCUUCCCCGGUGAGGUCAACGUGUCGGGACUGAACCUCGAUGAAAUCGUCCACUUCAGGCGUAAGGAGGUCAUCGUGUACCCGGACGACAAGAACAAGCCGCCGGAGGGGGCGGGUCUUAACAGGAGGGCGGAGGUGACUCUGGACGGGGUUUGGCCCAACGAUAAGACGACCUGCACUCAGAUCCGGAGCCCCGAGCGUCUGGGCGACAUGAACUACGAGGGCCGGCUGGAGAAGGCCUCACGGAAACAGGGAGCUCGCUUCCUGGAGUACCGGCCCGAGACCGGGUCCUGGGUGUUCGAGGUCGCCCACUUUUCCAAAUACGGCCUCCAGGACUCUGACGAGGACGAGGACGUCCCGCUGAAGACCGACCCCAAGAAGCUGAAGACGGCGGCGUCUCUUCCUCCCUCCCAGCAGCAGGUGGCGCCACAGGCUCAGUCCAACGUCGUCCUGGACGUCCUGGGAGGAGGAGGAGGAGGAGGAGGAGGAGGAGGAGGGGAGCUGGACAGCGACAUGGCCGACAUCACUCAGAGCUUCCCCACAGAGAGCAUGCUGGGAGGAGAGGAGGAGGCGGAGCCAGUCCUGGGGGAGACGGACGCCGCCAACAGGAAGCUGGGAGGUUUGACGUCCAUGGACAUGGACGGUGUCUCAGCGUCCAGCCACAUGGCCUCGUCCCUGGGGAUCAACCCCCACACCUUACAGAUCAUGAAAGCUUCUCUCUUCACUGAGGACGACGAUGAAUGUGACACGUUCCAGGACCAGAGCUUCAUGAAAACCUCCGCUGACGUUUCGUCUCCUCGGCUCAUCAUCCCUGGAGCUCAGGGCCGGCCCUCAGUCGGUGGUCUCCUCCAGGCUCGGUUCUCCUCAGGCCUCUUCUCUCAGAUGUCAGACUCCCCCCGUCCUCCUCUUCCUCUUCCUUCGUCGUCGCUGGGGGUCGACUCCUCCCGCUCCUCCUUCCCGUGGGCCGAGUCGGUGCCGUCCUCCUUCCAGCUGCCCUCCCGAGCUCCGGAGCCGCCCAUCAGGACGGUGGGGGCCCGGCGUCUGGGGGGGCCCGUCCCCAUCAAGGAGUCUGUGACCCAGGGGAAGGGAGGCCUGUUGAUGGACACCGGCCUGGUGGCGGUGCGCUCCUUCAGGGUGGGCUGGGGCCCCGGCUGGACCUUGGCCCACUGUGGCGGCCGGCUGAGCUCCGCCUCCUCCAGCCAGCCGCAACGCCACGAACUCACGGCCAAGACGGACUUCAGCUUCCUGCCCAAACCCUCCAGGAGCAAACCACUGACCGAGAGCCCGUAUAAAGUGGUGCUGGAGCAGGUGGUGGGUCUGGAGCUGCAGCCGCUGAAGCCCAGUGAGGAGGAGGAGGCUGAGGAUGAGGAGGCCGUGCUGCAGCGCCCCCUGGAGAUCAGCCUGAAGCACAGCAGCGUCGCCGCGGUGGACGGCUCGUCCUGUCCCCUGGUUCGUCCUCAGCUCGGCGUCGCCGCGCUGCACGAAUACGCCGAGUGGAUCACAGAGCUGAAGGAGAAGCAGGGAGACGCCGACCCUGUUCUGUGUUACUGGGCCGAGGUCUGGACGCUGUGUGAGGCCCUGUGGGGAAAGCUGGGCCCCCCGGACCAGGACCCGGACGCCGAGACGCCCAGCGACUACGAGCAGCAGCUGGAGCGGAGGCGGACGUUUUCGGCCUGGCUGUCCCGAGGCGCCGCCAGCCGGGUGGAGGAGGAGGUGGCCCUGGCGGCGAAGGGGCGACACACCGACGCCAUCUUCAGUUACCUGACGGGAAACUGUAUCAGCGAAGCGUGUCGUCUGGCUCAGAAGGAAGGAGACCACCGUCUGUCCCUGCUGCUGUCCCAGGCCACGGGGUCCCAGUUCUCCCGGGACCUGCUGGGCCUGCAGCUCGCCGACUGGAACCGCAUGCAGACCGACUGCUUCCUGUCCGAGGAGCGGCUCCGCAUCUUCGCGCUGCUCGCCGGGAAGCCCGUGUGGCAGUCGUCGGACUCGGUGGUGAACGUCUGCUCCGAGCUGGACUGGAAGCGCUGCGUGGCCGUCCACCUCUGGUUCAUGCUGCCGCCCACCGCCUCCGUGGCCGACGCCCUCGGCAAGUACGAGGACGCCUUCCAGGGCUCCUGUGAGGGGGGGAAAUACGCCGUCGCCCCCCUGCCUCCGUACCUGGAGGAGGAGCAGCCGGACCUGGAGGAGGAGGAGGAGGAGGAGGAGCCCAAGCGGCCGCUGUAUGACCUCUGCUUCCACCUGCUCAAGCUCUACAGCGACAGACACUACAGCCUGCAGCAGCUGCUGGACCCUCUGACCGUGACCUGGGGGCGUCUGGACUACCGGCUCAGCUGGCACCUGUGGGACGUCCUGCAGGCGCUGCACUACAGCCACCUGAGCGCCUCGCGCCAGGGGCUGGUCCACAGCAGCUACGCCGCUCAGCUGGAGAGCGCCGGCCUCUGGCACAUGGCCGUGUUCAUCCUGCUGCACAUCCCCGACCACACUCUGCGGGAACGAGCCGUGAGGGAGAUGCUGGCGCUGCACUGCCCCCUGCAGGAGACGGAGGAGUCGGUCCGGAGGCAGCGCUUCCUGACCGAGCGGCUCCUGAUCCCGGAGCAGUGGAUCCACGAGGCCAAAGCCACCCGGGCCCUGCGCCACGCCGACAGACCCCAGCAGGCCCUGCACCUGUACCGGGCCGGGUACUGGAACCAGUGCCACCGGCUCCUGAUCCAGCACCUGGCCUCAGACUGCAUCAUCAACGACAACCACGACUACCUGCUGGAGUUCCUGGAGGGGCUGGCGGUCCCUGAACACAGCGCCACCAUCCAGGACUGGGACACGGCGGGGCGGGUCUACCUGGACUACAUCCGGGUCCUCAAGUCUCUGCAGGACAUCCAGCAGGCGGAGAACGCCGGCUACCAGCUGGAGCGUCUCUACACCGACGUCACGUCUCUGUGCAGCCGGAUCGAGCUCCUGCCCUGCAGCACCGCCAGAGACCGGCUGGCCCAGUCAGAAAUGGCGAAGCGUGUCGCUAACAUCCUGCGGGUGGUGCUGAGGCUGCAACAGGGCGACGCAGCGUCCGACUCCGCCGCCGUUCCUCUCGCUCGGCUGGCGCCGCACAUCAGCCGCCUCCCGAUGCCGGAGGACUACACCCUGGAGGAGCUGAGAGGCCUCACGCAGUCGUACCUGCGCCAGCUCAUCGUCAGCCAAUGAGAUCCAAGAAAACACCUCCGGACUCCGACCUCCGACCGUCACUUCCUCAGGAUGACGUUUUAAAAGAUGACGAAGAUUCAUCUUGAAGAGGAGCAGUGACAGGACAGAGAUUAUUUUUAUUAACAAUAAAUCUGAUGUUUAUUCAUUUAGGGCGAGAAACACGUUUUGUUUUGUUUUUUUUUCUUCUGUGUGAACUCUGGAAAAAUUAAUUUCUCAUUUGACCCCAAAGAAAACGACGCUUCAUUGAUUAUUUGUUUCCCAGUUUGGGUUCAAUGAUUGACCAGUAAAAGUAAAACGGCGUCUGUUCAUGUGUCGAUAUGUGAAUAACGACGAUCUGUAACGUUUAAAGGAGACGAAGAGCAGCGUGUCAGACGUCUGCUGGUCUAUUUUUGUAGCGCUCUUGUGUUUCGUUUGUCUGAAUGUAAAUGAAGUGUGUUUGCACCAGACAUAAACAAACUAGGUUUUUUUUUUUUCUUUUGUUAGUUUCCUUCCAGCUUCACUGAACAUAACUAUAGAAAUAUAAUUGUAUAUUUUUCAGGAUCGAACAUCAGGUCAUUUUAUCUUCUACCAUUAAAUAUUUACAGGUUGGAUUUUUUUUUUCUUUGUGGGGACGGCUCAGUGUUUGUGGAUUCAUGGAGGUCUGCUGCUGUGUGUAUGUGUUUGUGUGUGCGCAUGUUUUCCUGGUGAUUUUGUUGAUAACAUUUUUUUAAUAAAGUUGAAUAGAAAUAAA